CCGAAUUCGACAGUUUCUGUGGUAAAAGGGUUUGAACUCCGGCUGUGGUUUUCCUUUUCUAUUUCUGUGUGAUGGAGGAUAAAUUGUAUACCGACUAACCUGGGUCCGCAUCUGGGUAUUGUUUUCCUUGCUGAUGGAUUCGAUAUGCCAUAGAUGCACCCUCCACGUGGACGAUUGUGCUCAGCAUGAAGGUCUACGAAAGGUCUAAGAAGAUGAUUGACCCCAGCUACCUUUCCCUCGUCAUUCAAAUUGUAACAUCGGAGUACAAUGUCUCUUCUCAGCGGAGUUGCGGUCAUCACAGGCGCAGCAUCAGGCAUCGGCCGCGCCACAGCGUUCGCCUUCGCGAGACACGGCAUCAAUAAACUUGCCCUCCUCGACACAAAUAUCAAGCAGCAAGAACAAGUAGCCGCAGAGAUCCGAACGUCUCACCCGAGCAUCGAAGUCCUGCCCUUGAAACUUGAGCUCACCUCUACCGACUCCAUUAUCUCUACCCAUCGCGCUAUCGUCUCUUCCUUUGAGAGAAUUGACUAUUCUGUCAACAACGCCGGCACCUCUGGCCCUCUUGCCAACAGCCACGAGGUCUCCAGCCUGGAAGAUUUCCGGCGGGUAUUCGAGGUCAACCUCAUCGGCCUUUGGACAUGCCAGCGCGAACAAAUCCGCCAGAUGUUGGAACAAGAGCCUCUUGCAUCUACACCCUUUGGCCCACGCAACCGCGGCGUCAUCGUGAAUACUGCGAGUAUGUUGGGAUUGAUUGGUAAUCCGGCGUGCACGCCUGCCACUGCUUAUACCGCGACCAAACACGGCGUCAUGGGUGUCGUCAGGGGGGAUUCAAAUGUGUAUGCAGAGAAAGGUAUUCGUAUCAACGCCAUCUGUCCGGGGUAUGUGCGCACGAAUCUCAUGGAGGAGGGGGUGGGUAUUUCAGAGUUGAUGGCUAUGGAGUUGAAGAAAAUUCCGAUUGGACGGUUGGCGGAAUCUGAGGAGAUUGCGCAAGCGAUAUCAUAUUUAGCAAGUCCAAUGAGUAGUUAUAUGACUGGAGCUGGCCUAGUGGUUGAUGGGGGUUAUACUAGUCAGUGA
Molecule: messenger RNA, 1074 nt
Organism: Pseudogymnoascus verrucosus
Lineage: Eukaryota; Fungi; Ascomycota; Leotiomycetes; Thelebolales; Thelebolaceae
Exons: 2
Coding region: 268-1074 (268 amino acids)
Molecular function (GO): oxidoreductase activity, acting on the CH-OH group of donors, NAD or NADP as acceptor
Source: RefSeq, a predicted model, not a curated record